Messenger RNA from Conger conger (European conger), 1083 nucleotides. It is a transcript of the gene mcidas, whose product is annotated as multiciliate differentiation and DNA synthesis associated cell cycle protein. Gene Ontology annotation, cellular component: nucleus. The record is from RefSeq and is a predicted model, not a curated record. Lineage: Eukaryota; Metazoa; Chordata; Actinopteri; Anguilliformes; Congridae. Bases 1 to 780 code for a protein of 259 amino acids. Gene Ontology annotation, biological process: negative regulation of DNA replication; negative regulation of cell cycle. The transcript has 4 exons.
AUGUGGUUUGAUUUAUCAGUAUUACAACAGCCUUCUCUGGAUCUGGUUGAACUGGAAUGGUCCUGUCCUGAGCUUUCCGGUUUGGUGUCUCCUGAGAGCCACAACCUGCAUGUUCCCCAUGCCUUUCAGUCCCCCACUCCACUCCAGUCACCCUCUGGAUCCUUUUCUUCUGUGGACUGCUACUGGAGAGAUAAGGCAGACCUCAACCAGAGGGCUCUGGGAGAUGCACUGAAGACCAAUGACCAGCUCAGUGUGAGUCUAAACAAGAAACAGGAAGAGAUCCUCGCAUUACAGGAAAGAAAUAACCAGCUGAAGGAGCUUGCCAGCCAAGCCAAACAUUUGGCCUCCAUACUUGAUCUUCUGACACAAUCAACAAAUAGAGACUGCCCCACAACAGAUGCUACCAAUCAGAGGACUGGAGUCAAAAGGCAGAGGCAGGACAAUCUGCAAACACCCAGUGUGGACCCAAGAGACCAAGUAAAUGACAGAAAUAUAGACUUGGACAGGGGCCCAAAACAGCCUAAAUUGCACCAAGAUGUGGAACCGGUGAACCAGUGCCAGAUAGAAAGGAUAAACAUGUAUGGAGCUUUCAGUAGACUGCAGGUGAACACCUCCUGCUGCCCUGUUUCUGCCAGCAGCAGCUGCUCAGAGGAAGGAAUGUGCUUCAGGACCUCCAUUAGAGACCACUGCACCAUCAGGACGCUGGUGUUUCCACAGGGAAGGACUUUCACCUCAAAGGUGCCUAGUGGGGGCUACAGGUUUCGUUGGGUGCCAUGCUAGAACUUCAGAGGGUGGGGGGUUCCAGUCCUUGAUGGCUGCAGACAUCCUGGUUUUUGUUCAACCUUCUCUUUUAAUGGUUUGAUUGAAGCCACCUUUCUCUGGGCAUGAAACAGUCACUGUUUGAAUGUUAACUCUCAAAUCAGCAGAACCACAGCCUGCAGGCUCGGAGCUAGCGACACUGAUCACUACCUGAUAACUUGAUGUUGCACCUACCACUUUAAUUUAAAGGUUACAUAUAACUUGAUGUAUAAGUUGCAUCUUACUAGGUGGUGAAUAAGGAGUUCCGUUAGUUUGUAAAGUUGA